Messenger RNA from Colletotrichum spaethianum, 945 nucleotides. Its product is annotated as secondary metabolism regulator LAE1. The coding region runs from base 1 to 945 and encodes 314 amino acids. NCBI's taxonomy places the organism in Eukaryota, Fungi, Ascomycota, Sordariomycetes, Glomerellales, Glomerellaceae. The record is from RefSeq and is a predicted model, not a curated record. The transcript is spliced from 4 exons. Gene Ontology annotation, molecular function: methyltransferase activity.
AUGUCUCAAAACGGUGGGACUCCCGAUACCCCAUCGGAUUACUCUGACCACGGCCGCGUCUAUGGAGGGUUUCGACGAGGAAGAUACUUGCUUCCGAUCGAUGAGGCAAGUCGCUCUCGAGUCCAUGCCAUGGACAAGACAAAGGUCCUCCGACUAACAGUUCUUCAGGCCGAGCAAGACAGACUGGACAUUUUCCACAAGCUCAUCUUUCUGGCAAGAAAAAGCAGAUUACAUGACGCGCCGCUGCCCGACAGGGCUCAGGUCCUCGACCUCGGGACGGGCACUGGCAUAUGGGCGAUCGACGUCGGCGACUCACUUUAUAAGGGCGAGGACAACCAGGGCCGCGUAUUAGGGCUCGACCUCGCCUACAUCCAGCCCAAGGUGAUCCCCACGUGUGUUUCGUUCGUGCGCGCCGAUGUCGAGGCGCCGUGGCCGGCACCAGAGCAGACCUUUGACAUGAUCCACAUCCAGAUGCUGCUCGGCUCCAUACGAGACUGGUCAGACGUCUACCGGAAAUCCUUCAGGCACAUAAGGCCUGGCGGCUAUAUUGAGCAGGUGGAGAUCGAAUGGAUGUUCCGCAGCGACGACAACACCUUGCCACCGGACUCGCCUCUCGUUCUAUGGGGUAACACGUUGCGACGUGCGAUGCAGACGUACAGGCAACCCAUAGACAUUUUCGACACCAGAGCCGAGCUUCACGCUGCGGGUUUUACCAACAUCACCGAGAACGUAGUCAAGCUACCCAUCAACCCGUGGAGCGCCGACCCCUUUGAGCAGGAGAUUGGCCGGUGGUUCAAUCUUGGCCUCACGCAUGGCUUCGAGGCCCUGACACUCGCACCCUUCGUCCAAAUAGAAGGCUGGCCGAAGCACCAGGUGGACAGGCUGGUGGAAGACCUCAAGAGGGACAUUUGUCGGCUCCACGUCCAUGCUUACUGCAGAAUGUGA